Stegodyphus dumicola is the source of this 716-nucleotide messenger RNA. RefSeq lists its product as uncharacterized. NCBI's taxonomy places the organism in Eukaryota, Metazoa, Arthropoda, Arachnida, Araneae, Eresidae. The record is from RefSeq and is a predicted model, not a curated record.
CUUGAUUUUGAAAGUAUCUUGAGGCAGAAACAUACAGUGGGUGCAAAAUGAAACAUCUGCCCUCUUUGUCUGUUUGUCUCUCACUCAUGUUUGAAAGAUAUAAAGUAAAUAAUUGAGGAAUUGAUGAAGAUGUCGGAGGCCUCUUUUGGUGGAAUUUCUUUUCCCGUUCAUGAAUACAGAUCCCAAGAGACACCUCUUGAUGCUAGUGAAUUGUUAGCAGCAGCUUUGGAACAAAUGGAUGACAUUAUUGCUGCUUCAGCUCAUGAAUACGAGAAUCAGCCUUUAGAGAAGCAGGAUUCUUCAUCCAAGACUCAUUCCAUUAAUGAUAAAUUUGGCUCCGAUACUUUUUUUACUUUAAAUGUUCCUAAAACAGAUAUUCAUUUAAGUGAGAACAAAGUGCCAGUGAAUAAAAUGUUAGAUCAACUUAAAGACUGUAUUAUAUCAAGAAGUGAUGCCAAUGAAAAUGUUGUGCCAAAUGGAGAUAUAAAUGUUUCUUCAGCAAAAGUAGUCCUCACCUGGCUUCAAAAACUACUCAAAGAAUAUGUAAGUGAUUCUCAAAUUAAUGAUUUCUUCUCUUUCCAUGUAUGUUGUACUCAUGAAUUACGGAUUAAAAAUAUCAUAAUUUUAAAGUGUUUAGAUAAAGCUAGUGUUAAAGUAUUUAUUUAUUUGUAUUUUCUUUCGAAAUUUUCUGAAAUGAAAUAAUAUAUUUUAUAGAA